Molecule: messenger RNA, 2289 nt
Organism: Gossypium raimondii (Peruvian cotton)
Lineage: Eukaryota; Viridiplantae; Streptophyta; Magnoliopsida; Malvales; Malvaceae
Exons: 14
Coding region: 105-2123 (672 amino acids)
Biological process (GO): protein phosphorylation
Molecular function (GO): ATP binding; protein kinase activity
Source: RefSeq, a predicted model, not a curated record
GUUAUGUGGUUGUCCAUUUUAACUAUUUUUUAAAGAAAACUCUUUUAUGCUCUCAAUUGAGCGGCUCCUCUCCAACGCCAAAGAUCCCUCUCCUUCAAGGUUUCAUGAUGAACUUGAUUCACUCCAAUUGCAUAAACAGAUCUCAAAUCUCAUCUUCACCAGUCUCUAUCCAUGGCGUCCCACUGCCACGAAGAAACAAGAAGAAACACUCAGCGGUCAGAGUUUCUAAUUUUGCCGCCUCAUCAACUGAAGUUGUCGCUGAUAAUGGAAGGCGGAGUUUAACGGCUCCCGUCGACUCCAAGAGCAGGGCGUUAACUUCGGGGAUGUCUAGCAGUGCUCUGGAACAACUUGAUAUUGAACGCGGUGUUUGCAUCCCUUUUCGCAAGUACUCCCCUGAGACAGUCAGAAAUAAGGUACUGGAAUCUCGAGGGGCGGUUGCAUCACUAAUUUUACGUGGUGUGAAGAUUGUGUGGAAAUUGGGGCUGUAUUGGUCUUCUUUGAUGUACGAUUGUCUGGUCGGGAGGGAUAAAGAGGUCGUUCCAUUUCGAGCUCGCCAACUCAGGAAUCUAUUAUGUGACCUGGGACCAUCUUUUAUCAAAGCUGGCCAGGUUCUUGCUAACAGACCUGAUAUUAUCAGAGAAGAUUAUAUGAACGAACUGUGCAUUCUUCAAGAUGAUGUUCCUCCUUUCCCCAAUCAGGUUGCUUUUAAGAUCAUUGAGGAAGAAUUGGGCCAACCCCUUGAAGCUUUAUUUAGCAAAAUUUCGUCGCGAACAAUAGCAGCUGCAAGCUUGGGUCAGGUUUAUCGUGCAACACUUCGUUCUUCGGGUGAAGAUGUUGCAAUUAAGGUCCUGAGGCCUCAGAUAGAACCUAUAAUCUAUCGUGAUCUUUUUCUAUUCCGAACACUUGCCUCCUUCUUAAAUGGAAUUAGUAUACAAAAACUGGGCUGCAAUGCUGAACUAAUAGUUGAUGAAUUCGGUGAAAAACUUUUGGAGGAGCUUGAUUAUACCUUGGAAGCCAGGAACAUUGAAGACUUCCUUGAGAACUUCAAAGGUGAUCCUACUGUCAAAAUUCCUCUGGUUUACAAAAAUCUUUCUGGGUCACGUGUUUUGGUGAUGGAAUGGAUAGAUGGCAUUCGAUGCACUGACCCACAGGCUAUUAAGAAUGCUGGAAUUGAUGUAAAUGGAUUUCUAACUGUUGGAGUAAGUGCUGCUCUUCGCCAGUUGCUUGAAUUUGGGUUAUUUCAUGGAGAUCCCCACCCUGGAAAUAUAUUUGCCAUGCGAGAUGGGCGUAUUGCUUAUGUGGACUUUGGGAAUGUGGCUGUACUUAGUCAGCAAAAUAAGCAGAUACUAAUUGAUGCUGUUGUCCAUGCUGUAAAUGAGGACUAUGCUGAGAUGGCCAAUGAUUUUACCAGGCUUGGUUUCUUGGCUAGUGGAACUGAUGUCUCUCCUAUUAUUCCGGCUUUAGAAGCCAUCUGGCAGAAUUCUGCUGGAAAAGGGCUCUCUGAUUUUAAUUUCCGAAGUGUUACUGGGCAAUUCAAUAAACUGGUUUAUAAUUAUCCCAUUCGGAUUCCAGAGAGGUUUUCCCUUGUUAUUCGUUCUUUGUUGACUCAAGAGGGCAUCUGUUUUACACUCAAGCCAGAUUUCAAAUUUCUUGAGGUUGCUUAUCCAUAUGUGGCAAAGCGCUUGCUGACAGAUCCUAAUCCAGCUCUUCGUGAACGCCUCAUACAGGUUCUUUUUAAAGAUGGUGUUUUCCAGUGGAAACGGCUUGAAAAUCUUAUUGUUCUUGCAAAGGAAAAUGUGGCCAAAAUGAGUAGUAACCCUGCAAUUCAAGUGAAGAACGGGCCAAUUUCAAGAAGCUGGCAAACAGUAAGUAAAUUGGACUUGACAGACACCAUUAAAGAUGGAGCUCGACUUGUCCUCUUUGAUGAAGGUAUUCGUAGACAGCUUCUGCUUGCUCUUACUGAAGACUCUAAGCUCCAUGUUGAAGAGCUGGUGGAUGUCUAUAAACUGGUUGAAGAUGACAUAAACAUACCAGCGGUGGCUAUGGAAGUUGUACAAGAUUUUCCAAAUGUGGUUCGGGAUUUCUUGCUUUCCUGGAGCAACUCGGUUCUAUCUGAUAGAUGAUACAAAAUUUUGGUGUAAACAUUUAUUUUGUAUAGAUGAGUUCCACAUGGUGGGAGCAAAGAGCAGUAGGUUUAUUUUGAAACUGCUAAAAGUGUAUAUGGAUGUUGUACCUUGUAGGGGAAAGAGUUGUAUAUAAUAUAUAUAUCCAUUGUUUUUUUUCCCGGUA